Molecule: messenger RNA, 2113 nt
Organism: Nomascus leucogenys (northern white-cheeked gibbon)
Lineage: Eukaryota; Metazoa; Chordata; Mammalia; Primates; Hylobatidae
Product: potassium channel subfamily T member 2
Exons: 4
Coding region: 657-1304 (215 amino acids)
Source: RefSeq, a predicted model, not a curated record
UCCAUGCUAGUGGUGUCCCUGCGUCAGCCCCGAGGCCACCAGACCGGAAAGUGGGGCUCCAGAGAGGAGCUCCUGGCCUUCCAGUUUGCACGGGUCUUCACAGGCCUCUGGCCCCCUUUCUGGCCUGCAGGCUUCCUGCUCCCACCCCCAUGCCAUGGAGUCCCAGGCCCUCAGCUGCCUCCCCACAGGCCCUGGAGAUGACAGCUGUUGUAGGAGAGGGAGGGGCCAGUGGCCCUGGUGGCCCCAGAGCUGGCCAGUGCCCAACGCUCUUCGCAUCAGAGCCCCUGCCAGGCCUUUCCUGGAAAUACCAGUUCCCAGCAGCCCUGCUCCAGGGCGGGCCUGGGACCCUCUAGGCCCUGAUGGGAUCGGGCCCUGGCAUCCUGCCAGGGUACAUGCCUGGCCCAAGGUCCUGGCCAGCCCUCCAGGCCCAUAUUAGGGAGCAGUGCCUUUAGCAGCAAGAAGUAGCUCAGGGCCCGUGGGAAAGGUUUGAGGGCCCAAGGUACUGCCCAGCGCUGGCCAGCAGGACGGACGGCUCGGGCCACAGGGAACUCAGGGGUCUGCGGUGGCCCGGGAGUGGCCACAGUAACAACAGCUCAGGAGGACAGAGGCGGCCCUGCGCUGGGGACGGCGCGCUCCUGGACACCGCCGGCUUCAAGAUGAGCGACCUGGACUCGGAGGUGCUGCCCUUGCCGCCGCGCUACCGCUUCCGGGACCUGCUGCUGGGUGACCCGUCCUUCCAGAACGACGACAGGGUCCAGGUGGAGUUCUACGUCAACGAGAACACCUUCAAGGAGCGGCUCAAGCUGUUCUUCAUCAAAAACCAAAGAUCGAGCCUGAGGAUCCGGCUGUUCAACUUCUCCCUGAAGCUGCUCACCUGCCUGCUCUACAUCGUGCGCGUUCUGCUCGACGACCCGGCCCUGGGCAUCGGAUGGUGGGCCACUGGCGCGGCCGGGCGAGGGGUCCCGGGUCCCGGGGCUGAGCCUUCCUGCUGGGCCAUUACAGAAGCUGAUGGCGUCCCUGGGGGGGCCCCUGUGCCUGGGGCCUUGGGGAGUCCCUCCUUCCCCAGUGCCCGUCCCAGGAUGGAAAAUGCCAAGGACUCGGUGCCUAGGCUCCCGCAGACGGCUCAGCGCAGGGAAAAGGGUCCCCAUCGUAGACUUCCAGCUGUGCCCUUAGCUACUAGCCGACCCAGAAGGUCCACGGAAAGGCUGGAGCAUCUAGGAAGCCCCUCCCUGCCCCCACAACUGUCUCCGUGCUCACUUGAGCUUCUGCAGGUCAGGGAAGGGGGCGCCAGUCCCCCUGGGUAAAGCCCCUACCUGUUUCUGGGGGUGUCUUCUACCUCUCCUGGGUCCCAAGGAGUCCCCUUCCUGGGGCCCAUCGUCCUGGGGCCCAUGCUCCAGGGACUUCCGGGAGAGGUGCUGGGGUCAGCAACCUGCACCGUCAGGUCCUUACCAGCCUCGAAGCAGCCGCCAUGAGGGUGGGUGGGAACUUGCUCUCUCUGAGUCCUGUUCUAUCUCCUUCUGCUGUUGCUGCUUCGAGAAGUGGCGGCUGCUGGGACCUACUCUGUGCCCAGGGUGCCUUGGCAACUCCUGCUCACCUCUGUGUGGGUCCCAGGGGACAUCAGCAGGGCCCUGUGGCCCUCGGUGCCAGAUUGUCCUGAGUCAUGUAUUUGGGGACAAGCCCCCAACCCCAGGCCUCUCACUCUGGCUCCCUGGCACUUGGAUGCUGUGCUCUGUGUCCUGUUUCUUCUCUCCCCCUCCUGCCUCGUUCCCUUGUUCACUUGUCCACUUGUUCUAUCCUGCCUCCUGGUUUCCAGAAAUCCUUCCUCUGAAUGUCCUUCCGAGGAUGGCGUCUCCAGUCCUUUCCUGUUUUACGCUUUCCCCAUCUGCUGGGCCUGUUUCUCCCGAGCUCACACUGGGCCCUGAUUUUUUCAUACCCGUAGAUUUCCUCGAAUGUCUGGUGCCAUUUGUGCGUAAGAGUGCUCAGGCGCUGAGGGGCUCUGCAGCCACAUGUGUGGUGUGGUUGUCACCAUCCAGCCAUCAGGGUGAACCCUGCCAGCAUGCUGGUCCCCUCUCUGGCUGCGCAGAGCAGGUUCUUCCCUGGAGAGGAAGGCCUG